GCUAUGGUCACCAGCAUGGCUUCGAUCCUGGACGGCGGCGACUACCGGCCUGAGCUCUCCAUCCCGCUGCACCACGCCAUGAGCAUGUCCUGCGACUCGUCCCCGCCCGGCAUGGGCAUGAGCAACACCUACACCACGCUGACGCCGCUCCAGCCGCUGCCGCCCAUCUCCACAGUGUCCGACAAGUUCCACCACCCGCACCCGCACCACCAUCCGCACCACCACCAUCACCACCACCACCAGCGCCUGUCGGGCAACGUCAGCGGCAGCUUCACCCUCAUGCGCGACGAGCGCGGGCUCCCGGCCAUGAACAACCUCUACAGCCCCUACAAGGAGAUGCCCGGCAUGGGCCAGAGCUUGUCCCCGCUGGCCGCCACGCCGCUGGGCAACGGGCUGGGUGGCCUGCACAACGCGCAGCAGAGCCUGCCCAACUAUGGGCCGCCAGGUCACGACAAAAUGCUCAGCCCCAACUUCGACGCGCACCACACUGCCAUGCUGACCCGCGGCGAGCAGCACCUGUCCCGCGGCCUGGGCACCCCGCCCGCGGCCAUGAUGUCGCACCUCAACGGCCUGCACCACCCCGGCCACGCUCAGUCCCAUGGGCCAGUGCUUGCGCCCAGCCGUGAGCGGCCGCCGUCGUCUUCGUCGGGCUCGCAGGUGGCCACGUCGGGCCAGCUGGAAGAGAUCAACACCAAGGAGGUGGCCCAGCGCAUCACCGCCGAGCUGAAGCGCUACAGCAUCCCGCAGGCCAUCUUCGCGCAGAGGGUGCUGUGCCGGUCUCAGGGGACUCUCUCCGACCUGCUCCGGAACCCCAAACCGUGGAGUAAACUCAAAUCUGGCAGGGAGACCUUCCGCAGGAUGUGGAAGUGGCUGCAGGAGCCCGAGUUCCAGCGCAUGUCCGCCUUACGCCUGGCAGCAUGCAAACGCAAAGAGCAAGAACCAAACAAAGACAGGAACAAUUCCCAGAAGAAAUCUCGCCUGGUUUUCACCGACCUCCAACGCCGAACACUCUUUGCCAUCUUCAAGGAGAACAAACGCCCGUCCAAAGAGAUGCAGAUCACCAUUUCCCAGCAGCUGGGCCUGGAGCUCACCACCGUCAGCAACUUCUUCAUGAACGCCCGGCGCCGAAGCCUUGAGAAGUGGCAAGAUGACCUGAGCACAGGAGGCUCCUCAUCCACCUCCAGCACUUGUACCAAAGCGUGA
Molecule: messenger RNA, 1203 nt
Organism: Trichechus manatus latirostris (Florida manatee)
Lineage: Eukaryota; Metazoa; Chordata; Mammalia; Sirenia; Trichechidae
Gene: ONECUT2
Product: one cut homeobox 2
Exons: 2
Biological process (GO): regulation of transcription by RNA polymerase II
Cellular component (GO): nucleus
Molecular function (GO): DNA-binding transcription factor activity, RNA polymerase II-specific; RNA polymerase II cis-regulatory region sequence-specific DNA binding
Source: RefSeq, a predicted model, not a curated record